GAUCCUAACAUGCAUCUCUGCUCUAUAUUUCUUCAUGCUCUGUAUUUUCUUAAUUAUUGGUUCGUAGCCCUACAAGGGUCAGAACUUAAUUUGUCUACUGUUUUUUUGCUCAAGGGAAAUGAUUUAUUCAUGGAACUACAAAAGCAGAAACCCGCCGGUCAGUUAAUAUGGCAAUUAAAAAAAAUAAGAAUAAUAAGACAUAAUCCCAAAGGGGAUACAGAAAACUUCUAUGGCACAAAGGCAGAGUUUUCCAAAAAUAAUUAUUCAUUGCAAAUAAAAAAUGUAGGAUUGAAUGACAGUGGACUUUACGAAGCAUUAGAUAAUAGUGGUCGCAAAGAUGAAGUUAUUGCUGAAUACCACGUCACAGUUCAAGAGCAGGUAUCACCAGUGGUCCUGAAUGUGUCGUCUGUGUCUCCCAGUCCUGAAUCCUGUAAUGUGACCGUGACCUGUAGCACUCAGAGCUCCUCCUUAAACUCCACCUUCACGUGCACCAAUCAAACCUGCUCUGAGGAUGGAGGAGACCCAGCAGAGGUCGUGACCUCCGAUGCCCGGCUCAACCUAUACCUGUCAAAUGGUUCGAUCGCCAUCUGUAACCAUAGCAACAAAGUGAGCUGGUCAAAGGCCACGAUGGAGAUUAAACCUCUGUGUUCUGUUAUGAAUGCCACCAGCAGCCCAAGAGUUCAAUUAAUUAUCAUUUCAAGCUGUCUAGUGGGCUUCAUCAUGGCAAUGUGCAUUCUGGGAAUUUGUUAUUACAAAUGGAGGAAAAAUAACCACCCUACCGAUAACCGGGAAACCCAUUCUCCUGGUAGCGAUGACCAGAGUCCAAACUGUGACCAGUCUACCACCGUCUACAGUUUUUUAGAACCCCCUUCUUUCCCUUUAGAACCAAUUCCCUGUCAAACAGCCUCACCCGAGGGUAUUUAUGCCCAAAUUGAAAAUCACGGAAGUGUUUAGAAGGUUGCUGGUUCAAUCAGUGGCGUAGCACCAAAUUCUGGGCCCUAUAUACAAGAAGUCCUGAAGCUUUCUGAGCAGCAACUGAGCCUAGUCGACGCUGAUUGGAUACGGUUGAGGCGGGAUAUGACGUGAGAACGAUGUAUGAUUAAAGGCGCCUUCACAGUCCUGGUGAUAACGAGACGCCUCGUAAGUGACGACGCUAACGCUUACUUACGCUUGGUCCCGAUAGCGACCUUUCAUCUAAUAGUUCUUCACAGCAGGUUUUUUGUACCUGAUAAAAACCUGUCAGAACUAAAUAGAACUAAGUAGGAUCAGUUUAAAUUGUGAAUGCCUUUAUUUCCUUGUAGCUUACCACCUACUAUCCUUUUGCUUUCAUUUAUGGGAAGGACAUUGUGUAUUGCCAGUGUAUGGAAGGCUACAACUGAGCAAAGUCGAUGCCAACAUACGUUACAACGUCAAUCAAUAGUAAAGUAUGCGAUGCGAUGGUUGAUUAUUUUAUAUUGUGUAAAACUUUCAUGUUCAGCAAUGUUAAUGUGCGUCACCAGUAAACCAUAUGUCACCAACUGGGCAACUCUGUUAUCAGAAUCUGGCCCCAGUUGCCGAACGGAAGUAGAAUCAUAAGUGCGUCAUGAGGUGUCGUUCACGAGAACUUUCCGACGCGGAAAAAAUGUUUUUGCCAUAUUUCCAGCGAUGUGAACAUGCCAAAUGCGGGAUAUGCGUCUUUUGAGUGUCGCGUCACUGACGUCCCGGUCAAAAAUGACCCUAAAUAAUUUCGUACUUCACUUCUUCCUGAACACUUCUUCCGAAAUAAGUGUUCAGGAAACGCCCCUCAGUAGUUCGUAGGGUAUGACAUAAACCCGGAAAAACAGAUCGUUCGUGAGACUAGACUUCAUAACAACAAGUAUGGAUGCCCACAGGGACCUCUUUGUGCUUCUUUGCUGAAUUAGAUGAAUCAGUUAUUAGAACUGCUUGCGAUGGUUGAACAUGAGCGAGAAUUUACCAGAUGAUGUUUAUAAUUGUAAGCUAUACUGUAAAGUAAUGCAACUGUUAGAAUAGGUGUUAAGUUCGCCUCUUAGUGCUUGCUGCAAGUUCACUUUAGUCUAUCAAUGUAAUGGGCGUCCAUUGUUGUGACGUGUUCUCGGAGGACUCGGGUAGCUCUACUUCCGCCCGAAACUUAGAGCGAAAACUCAGACCCAACGGAGUGCUCAAAGCACUUUCCUCCGAGCUUAAGGUCCAAACGUCCGAACCUCCGGAAAACUCAGACCGUUUUGAAGGCGGCAAAAGGUCCCUGUAUGGGAACGGACGGCGAGGGGAACUUAGUGAGUGGGCGUAGCCAAACAGUGAGCCGCUUUCCAAGAAGUCCCUCAGUCGGAUCGUGCCUUAUGUGUCAUGUGUCCUUUGGAAGGAGGAUUCCGGUUCCUUCUUGUGAUGUUAUUUGUACUGUAUUUUGUUUGUAUUGUUGUUACUCUAAACUUUGCCUUUUGAUACUUCUUUGUUUUGAGCAUGGUUUGAGAAUGGUUAUCUAUGGAGUUAGUAUCCUAUUGGGCGUAUCCCUCCUCCAUAUGGUGCUUGGUACCCCUCUUCAACCUGUCUUCGGGCUAACUGCCCUUCUUUGCUGUAACUAAAAGCCUACUAGCUGUAGGCUUUCUGACUAUUUUUGGUCUGUUGACAUCAAAUUUUGGAUGAUCGUGGGGAUUCUAGUCGAGUUUACGUGUCAUGCAACGUUGGGGCAGGGCAGCUCAGCGACCGCGUUCCUCUGUAUGUUUAGCGCAUAACCCUGCUGCGACCUGUGAUUAACCUCAAAAAAUAAAAAUUGAGGUUAAAAUUGUAAUUUUUUGGUGUUUCUGCUUUUUUUUUAUCUUAGCUCUGUUCUCAUGCACCUUGCAUUACCACUUCCUCUUUCAUGAAGUUUCAUGUUAGGAUUUGUGUGGAUCUGAAACGCAAACGAUGACGUCAUUAGCCCCCCCACCAGGUGGGGACGUCAGAGUUGCGUUGAAUUUUUUAUUUAUUAUUUUAUUUGUAUUAUUUUUGUAGCUUUAAAUAAAGCUCAUUGAUAAAUUGAAUUACUAACUGUACAUUAAAAAGUAUUUCUGCUCAAUUUAAAAGGUUGAAUCUCCUUGUGACUGAAUGUUUGUAUACAGCGCGCAGGCUGUAUGCGCGCGGGCUUGAUGCGCUCCACUUUUUUCUGUGGAGAACCACCAGCGCCUUGAAUAUUUACCACAGUGUUUCUACAGCUCAAGUGGUUUUGCAAUGACUCCGUCUUUACGGAGAUAUUCCUGAACCGCAUAAAACGAAACCGGAUCGUUUUCACCCGUUCGGCUCCAUGUGGACCUUAGUGCUGUUCUUAAGGCUCGAUUCCACUGGACGCGUUACGGCAACGUUACGGCAGCGGCACGUCUUGGCCGCGGUCACUGCAGCAGAUAGGUUCCACUCUAAUCAAUGAGACCAUUUCCACCGGGCGCGGCUGCGGAACGUCUCAGCAACGUCCCAGGAGCGGCUCGCCGUGCCGCAGCGCUAUCAUUCUGUAGCAUUUCUAUUUUUGCCGCAAGCCGUUGCUGAACCGCGUCAAUUUCAACAGAGCAGAUCGAUCUUGGCCACCGUACUUGGUCACCUAAAUAGCUUGAACCCCAAAAGGAAUUAAUGUGACCCCUUUAACCAAUGCUGGGCCAUGUCCACUGCAGUGUGCUGCUACAUUUGUCAUGAAAGUCGGGAUGUCCACAUAGGAAUAAGUGGAACAGCAUUUUGCAUACACAUUUCAAUAAAGAGAGUACUAAGGCCAGAGGUCAGAGUAUCUAUUUUUAUAAUAUGCGCUAGCAUUUUUUAGCUAUCACAUGUUAGCUGUCGCUGAGCUAUCAACACGUGAUAGCUCACAUAUUUUCCAUGACGAUAGAUCUAUGGUUUACAUUCAUUGCGGAACUUCGUUGUUAUUCGAAAAGAUCUAAAUUUCGCCAGUCACUCUUCCAAGUAUCAGCCUAAUGCACGGUAGGACGGAACUCAGCUCAAAUUCGAACACUAUGACUUUAAAGAAUAUGCAUUUUGGGGUUCAGAGUUCUAGCAAGGAGGCAAAACGUGUUAUUCCAAUGAUAAAAACAGUAACUGUUGUUAAGGUUUACAGAAGCUAAACUUCUCUAAAAUUAUUUAAAUAUAGGCUACAGACUUCCUCUGUGACUUUGAAAAUAAAGAUCUGUGUUCCAGUUUCCCCAAAGUAGUUUUUCAGUUUUGUUUAAAACCUUAAAGUAUGUAUUAUAGGAUCUUAAACAUAGAAAUCGAUGCUAUUUUGUCACUUUUCCAGAUGUCCAAAUGCCUCAGAGGAGUCACUCACUGCGACGACACCUUCCAUAGUUGGACGUUGUCAAACGGAUGAUAUCACAGUGUUGCCUUUUGAAGUUGGACUGUCCAAAUGUAGA
Molecule: messenger RNA, 4361 nt
Organism: Gadus chalcogrammus (walleye pollock)
Lineage: Eukaryota; Metazoa; Chordata; Actinopteri; Gadiformes; Gadidae
Exons: 6
Coding region: 10-954 (314 amino acids)
Source: RefSeq, a predicted model, not a curated record